UACUGCCCGAACGAUUUUAGGUCUGUUUCUCACUGAAUCAUCUUACGCGGUGGUGAAAGACCGGUGAUUGCCAUGAGUGCGGAGUCCGACAGUGUGUUGCCGAUUCAUUCCGGUAGCGCCGAUGAGACCAACAACAAGGCACCUAGCGACGAUCCGUUGCCCCAACAGGAACAGCAACAGCAGCAGCAGCAGCAGUGUGCUCCUGCCGCAGAAACGACCCCUGAGGAUCAGGUUGCUACGCCUGUUUCAAACAGUAGAGCAUCCGUGCCGGGGACAGCUUUGCCUGUGAAACCAUUGAAUCCGGCAGUCACUGAACUGUGGGUAGAAACGAAAACUGGCGAAGGGAAAUCCUAUUACUAUCAUGCCAUCAGUCGCGAAACGACCUGGAUACGUCCUGAAGGACCGGGAGUCAAUGUUAUGACCCAGGCCGAGGUGGAAGCCCUUAACAAGCAGCAGACGCAGCAGCCAAAGCCAAAUGAUCAGAAAGUAGCGUUAGACGGCCUUCCGGCGACUGCCAACACGCCAUCACCGGCAGCAGUAGCAGCAGCAACCGUAGCACUGCAACACACGGUACCACGGUUUACGGGGCCACCACCGACGUUCGUCGCUGGCAUGGCUCCGUUCGGUAUGCCACCGCCAAACUUUCCCAACUUUCCUCCGUGGAACGCACCUCCGGUGAACAAUGGUCAAACAUGGUCGCUGGGACAGAACCAUCCGUUAGAUGCCACCAAGCAAGCCAUGGCUGAAGUGAAGCUAACGGAAAUCGAUCCAUCGAUCGUUGCAAAAGCCACGGUUUGGAGUGAACACGCGGCACCCGACGGUCGUACGUACUACUACAACAUCUCUAAGGGGGAAAGCGUUUGGGAGAAGCCGCAGGAAUUAAGCGAUCUGGAAAAGGUAAAACUGGCGGUAUGGAACGCAAAACAGAAAGCAAAAUUGCCGCCAUCCGUUCCGCCCUUCCUAGCUCCACCGAUUCCACCGCAGAUGCCAAUCAUGCCAUCUCCGGCACCAGGCUUGAAAAUUCAACAGUUUCCCACGCAGUUGACGGUGCCCGGUGGUGGGCCGCCUCCACUGGGAGCGGCUCCUCCUGGUGGGCCGUUGCGGCUUCAGCCACUACCUGGCGCGGCCGCCGGCGGCGGAGUUGUGUUUGAUCCCCUGGCAUUCAUGGCACUGAAGAACGAUAAGACUGCGGUAGAAGAAGAGCGUAAAAAGAAGCUGGAGCUGGAAAAGAAGCGAAAGGAGGAGGAAGAAAAGGCAAAACUGACGAAACCGCAAGAUAAAAGCCGCCCCAUUUCGAGCACUCCCAUCAGCGGCACACCAUGGUGUGUGGUAUGGACAGGCGAUGGAAGAGUGUUCUUCUACAAUCCUUCGACGCGCACGUCCGUGUGGGAGCGUCCGGAUGAGCUGAAAGAGCGUGCGGACGUCGACAAAGCCGUGUCGGUGCCGCCACAGCAGCUGCUUGGGAACGUCAACAACAAGGAACCGGAUAUGGUGGCCAGCAAAGCGCCCAACGUUGCUACUGGCACAGUGUCAACGGCAGCGGAAACGAGCGACAGUGGUACAGCUGGUAGUGAUGUGGUCAGCAAACCUCGCAUAGCCACUACGGACAGUGAAUCGAGCGGAGAAGAAAAUGGCGAGCACGCGAGUAAAAAGCUAAAACCGGAUGUGGAGGCAACCAUGGGUAAGCUGCCAAUUACGAGCGGGACGACGAUCAGUGGUAACCUGCGUGGCGAUCCAGAAAAGGAGGCCAGUGCGAUGGAGGCCGAAGCAAGAGCGGCCCGGGAAAGAACAAUUGUGCCGUUGGACGUGCGUAUGAAGUCUUUCCGCGAAAUGCUUCGCGAAAAGGACGUUUCCGCUUUCAGCACGUGGGAAAAGGAGCUCCACAAAAUCGUGUUCGAUGCCCGCUACCUACUGCUGACCUCCAAAGAGCGCAAGCAAGUGUUCGAGCGGUACGUUAAAGACCGGGCCGACGAGGAACGGCGUGAAAAACGCAACAAGAUGCGCCAAAAGCGGGACGAUUUCCGAGCCCUAAUGGAGUCGGCACAUUUGCACGGAAAGUCGUCGUUCAGCGAAUUUGCGCAAAAGUACGGUAAGGACGAUCGGUUUAAAGUGAUCGAAAAGAUUCGCGAACGGGAGAGUCUGUUCAAUGAGUUUAUCGUCGAAGUCAGAAAGCGCGAGAAAGAGGAAAAACAGAACCGAAAAGAACAGAUUCGCAAGGACUUUCAAACAAUGCUUCGCGAAAGAAGCGACAUCAAUCGGCACACGCGGUUCAGCGAUGUGCGCAAGCGGUUGGAAGGUGACAGCCGGUACAAGGCACUUGCGGAUCACGGGCAGCGCGAGGGGCUUUUUGAAGACCACAUUAAAACCCUCAAAGACGAGAAAAAGCGUGCCAAAGAGAGGGAAAAGGAGAAGGAAAAAGUAGAUCGAAAUAGUCGAAGCGACCAGCGGUCACGCAGAUCACACGAUCGCUCCCGUGAUCACCGCAGUCGCUCGAACGAUCGUAGCCAUAGGAAAAGCUCUAGCAACGAGGAGGCAGGUGGUGGUGAAAACCGCGCCAUUGUAAACAGCAUUGUUGACGAUGACGAAGGUGAAGAGUGCAACACGUCUGAUGAGAACGAGAUCGAACGGCAGCAGAAGGAACGCGAUCGGAAGCUGCGCGCGGAGGCCAGUAUUAAGGAGCGGGAGAAGGAAGUGCAGCGCACGUUGGCGACUCACUUGCGGGAUCGUGACAAAGAGCGGCAGCACCAUCAGCGAGACGAAGCAAUACGACACUUUAACGCAUUGUUGACCGAUUUGGUCCGCAAUGCGGAUUUAACGUGGAAGGAAGUGAAAAAGUUGUUGAAAAAAGACCACCGCUGGGAGCUCAUCGAGAUGCUUGACCGUGACGACCGUGAAAGGUUAUUCAAUGAGCACAUCGAGAGCCUAGUUCGCAAAAAGCGUGACAAAUUCCGCGAAAUGCUGGACGAAGUUCCUUCGUUGGAGCUUACUUCUCAGUGGAAAGAGAUCAAGAAACUCAUACGCGAUGAUCCUCGUUACUUGAAAUAUAACAGUAGCGAACGGGGCGAGCGCGAGUUUCGAGAUUUCAUCAAAGACAAGACGGCCAGCGCAAAGGUCGCUUUUCGGGAGCUGCUGCAGGAGUGUAAAUUCGUUACACACAGAAGCCUAGAACUGUACCGCGAGAAUGCGAACCAUUUGCGCGAAAUCGAGGACAUCCUGCGCAAUGACAAACGCUAUCUGGUACUGCAUCACAUGGCCGCGGACCGCACUCAGAUAAUAUUGGCGCACCUGGAGGAGCUACACAAGCGGGGGCCGCCACCACCGCCAACGGCUAGUGAAUCACUGCGACGAAAGUAGCCUGAAUGUGUGCAAAUUGAUUGAUUGUCAACCGUACGUUUUGGUCGUAUUUGCUUGUAGAGUAUUUCGACUGAACCAUCAAUGGAACGAAACUCAUCCGAAGCCUGUGUGUAUUAAAAACAAGAAUUAAACUCUCAAUGACAAAUUAAUAUAGCAACCAAAUAA
Anopheles bellator is the source of this 3519-nucleotide messenger RNA. RefSeq names its product transcription elongation regulator 1. The transcript has 7 exons. Gene Ontology annotation, cellular component: nucleus. NCBI's taxonomy places the organism in Eukaryota, Metazoa, Arthropoda, Insecta, Diptera, Culicidae. The record is from RefSeq and is a predicted model, not a curated record. Gene Ontology annotation, molecular function: RNA polymerase binding; transcription coregulator activity. Bases 73 to 3354 code for a protein of 1093 amino acids.